AUGGUUUCUUCAACAUUUUCAUUGAGCGCUGGAUCGCUGAUGCUGGCUUUGUUGUCUUCCCCUGUGGCCGCCGCAAGUUACUCCCUGGUGGAGAACUGGCAGGGGGAGCAUUUCCUGGAUUACUUCAAUUUCCACGUUGGGACUGACCCAACCAAUGGCUUUGUCAACUAUCUUGACAAGCACUCCGCCGAGAGCGCAGGCCUCGUCAAGGUCACCGAUUCCGGCAGUGUCUAUCUAGGUGUCGACCAUGUUACCAAGUUGAACCCCAACGGCAAGAAAGGUCGUGAUUCGGUUCGAAUCGGCAGCAAGAAAUACUACGACAAGUCCCUGGUCAUCGCCGAUCUCGCUCACAUGCCGGGUAGCGUUUGUGGUACUUGGCCCGCCUUCUGGUCUGUCGGCAGGAAUUGGCCUGGUGAUGGUGAGAUUGACAUCAUCGAGGGUGUCAACUUGCAAGACUACAACGAAAUCGUGAUGCACACAGCUGGCACUUGCAGUUUGACAGAUACAGACAUGACCGGGGUUGUCAAUGCUACAGGGUGUGGUACGGAUCUUGGAACUGUCGGUUGCGUCAUCGAGGGACACAAAGGAAGCUAUGGCACAUCAUUCAACGAGCAAAAGGGAGGUGUUUAUGCGCUUGAGUGGACCGAUGAUUUCCUCAAGAUCUGGUACUUCCCCCGACACUCGAUCCCUCCCUCAAUCACUAGCGGCAAGCCCGACGUUACUCAGUUCGGUACACCUAUGGCCCUGGUGGAGGAAUCAUGCGACAUCGCCAAUGCCUUCAAGGCACAGUCCUUUGUUUUCGACGUCACAUUCUGCGGUGAUUGGGCAGGUGGUGUUUAUGGUAACUCUGGUUGCCCUAUGACCGGUGGGGACUCCUUCCAGAGCUGCCACAACUACGUUGCCAACAAUCCUGCACAAUUCGAACAGUCUUACUGGGAAAUCAAUUCUGUCAAGAUCUAUCAGACCAGCGUCAAGGGCAUCAACUCCCCUGCCUCCUCAAAGACUCAGGCUGCGCCUGUUGUCCCCCAGACACACACCCAAGUUCACGAGCAAACGCACGCGCAAACCCACACCCAAGCUCACACCCAAGCUCACGCGCAAACCCACACCCAAGCUCACACCCAGGCUGACGAGCAAACCCACGCGGAAACCCACGCCCAGACUCACGCCCAGACCCACGAAGAGACCCAUGUUGUCAGCACUGCUACUGCUGUAUACACUGCUGCUGCCAACCAGGGCGAGUCUGUUGGAACAGUUCAGGAACUGAACCCUACAACUGCGCCCCCUCCCGCAGCUACUGCCAAACCCCAUGGCACCGAAGCAGCCGAGCAGCCAGCUUCUCCCAAGAAGACUCGGACUGUCACCUCCCUUGUCACGUUCACCCAAACCGUUUGCUCAGAUGCCGAACAGCCUUCUGCUUCUGCUGGUCACGCUUCUGUCGAUCCUCUUGGCGCUUCUCGUCCUCACAGUACCCAGGUCCCAACGGAUACCCAAGAUUCCGAGUCACACACCUCAUGGCACACUGCUACCAGCGUCGCAUCUGUCCCGGCUGCCAACCCACUGCCCACCCCUGAGACGCAGUCUGAGUCUGUUAUCGGUUCUACGGCUGAGGUGGCUGAGCCGAUUCCUGCCACUGCUGAGAGCUUGGGUGCCGAAUGGUUGCAUCCCUCUCGGUACCUCGCUGCCGUUGUUUCGUCGGUCCCUUACGAGACCUCCAGGGCUCUGAUCCCUGCCCCCACCGGUGUUUCACCUGGAACCGCUACGUCCGCCACAUCUGGCUUCUUUGUUCCCAGUGGGUCUCAGUCUGGGGACGGCCCUGUCUUCACCGGAGCCGCUGAUCGGUUGUCUCUGAGCAUUUCCGCUCUCUUCUUCGCAGUCAUCGUUGCUGCUCUGGCUUAA
This is a messenger RNA of Penicillium paradoxum, 1899 nucleotides long. It is a transcript of the gene eng2, whose product is annotated as putative GPI anchored endo-1,3(4)-beta-glucanase. Bases 1 to 1899 code for a protein of 632 amino acids. The transcript has a single exon. Gene Ontology annotation, molecular function: hydrolase activity, hydrolyzing O-glycosyl compounds. The record is from RefSeq and is a predicted model, not a curated record. NCBI's taxonomy places the organism in Eukaryota, Fungi, Ascomycota, Eurotiomycetes, Eurotiales, Aspergillaceae. Gene Ontology annotation, biological process: glucan catabolic process.